UCCAUGUGUAUGAGCGAACUGUAAACGAACACAGUCCUCAUCAGCCCAAGCAUUGUUUCCUUGUUUUCACCCUCACCCUUCACUCUUCAAACUGAAAUACUCGUCUUUUUUGCCUUGAAGGCACUCUUCUCUAUCCAAUAUGACUAUGGAGAAACAAUAUUUGGAUUGGGUACUAGUUCCAAUGGGGAUUCUUUUGAUGGUGGCUUAUCAUGUAUGGCUUCUCUAUCGAAUCUUAAAACAUCCCACCAAGACUGUCAUCGGCGUCAACGCCAUCAACCGUCGUUUUUGGGUUCAAGCUAUGAUGGAGGAAGCGUCAAAAAAUGGGGUUUUGGCAGUGCAAACGUUUAGAAACAACAUAAUGGCGUCGACUCUAUUGGCAUCGACGGCUAUCAUGUUGAGUUCCCUCAUCGCCGUUUUGAUGACUAACGGUAAAGGCGAUAGAUCGUCGUGGUUCAUAUUCGGAGAUGAAAGCGACCUGGCAUUUUCGAUCAAGUUUUUCUCGAUAUUGGUUUGCUUCUUGGUGGCUUUUUUACUUAACUUGCAGUCCAUCAGGUAUUACAGCCAUGCAAGCAUUCUCAUCAACGUGCCGGUGAAGAAGAUGUCCCACCACCACCACCACCACCAUCUCACGGUUGAAUAUGUAGCCAACACUGUGAACAGAGGCAGCUAUUUUUGGUCCCUAGGACUUCGUGCCUUCUACUUCUCUUUCCCCCUCUUUUUGUGGAUCUUCGGUCCCCUUCCUAUGUUCUUCUGUUGCAUUGCCCUUGUUUUCAUGUUGUAUUUUCUGGAUGUUACCUUUCAAUUCGGAUGGGCCGUUGGGGUUGUCAAUGACAAUGGCCAUACCGGUGACGAGGAAUUAGGAGGUUCAGUUCGAUCCUAAUCCCCGCCGGCGUUAAACUCGUUCAAUCAAAGUUGAAUCAAUUUGAAUUUUUCAUCAUCGGAAAAAUAAUCCCGAAAAGGGUUUUAGUCUUUCUUACACACCAAAAUGUAUUGAAGGAGAAUUGUCCCUUAAAAGAGGAAAUGAAAACUGAAACCUUGCUUUUC
Messenger RNA from Gossypium raimondii (Peruvian cotton), 1044 nucleotides. RefSeq lists its product as hypothetical. The record is from RefSeq and is a predicted model, not a curated record. The transcript has 2 exons. Bases 140 to 880 code for a protein of 246 amino acids. Lineage: Eukaryota; Viridiplantae; Streptophyta; Magnoliopsida; Malvales; Malvaceae.